AUGAGAAGUGUUCAUGCCGCCGCGGCAGUAAGCUCAGCCAUCACGGCCCCCAAUUCGCUGGAUGUCAAGAACUCAAAGUCGGUUCGAAAUGUCGCGGCCACUCUUGCAUACGAUGCCAUGUCCUACUACAAGGGUAACCUCUCGGCCCCGGACUCUGUCGCCAUGGGAGAUCUCCAGGAUCCGUAUUACUGGUGGACGGCCGGCGCACUCUGGGGGGCGAUGCUGGACUAUUAUCACUUCACCAACGACUCGACCUACAACGACGUCGUGAUCCAAGCUCUGCUGGCGCCUACGAAUCUUGGAAUCCAGCACUCGUACAUGCCGGCAGAACACGCCUUUGAAGAGGGCAACGACGAUCUCUUCUUCUGGGGCUCCGCUGCCAUCGCCGCCGCCGAACGAAACUUUCCGCAGCCAAACAUCACUCUGCCCUCCUGGCUGGACUUGGGAGCUAAUGUCUUCAACCAGCUUGCGAGCCGCUGGAACACGCAAGACUGCGGCGGCGGUCUCUUGUGGCAGAUUUACGCUUCCAACCCGAACGGCCUGACGUACAAGAACAGCAUUAGCAAUGGUGGGUUCUUCCAGAUUGCCGCUCGCAUGGCCCGCGCCACUGGCAACGACACGUAUCUCGAGUGGGCAGAAAGAGUCUGGGACUGGUCCAUGGACAUUGGCUUUAUCGAUCCCGAAUCGUAUCACGUCUACGAUGGUGCUGGAAUCGAUACCAACUGCACCAAGACGAACCCGGCGUCCUUCACUUACACCAGCGGCAUCUACCUGUACGGCGCGGCCAUCAUGGCAAACUACACCAAGAAACCUGAAUGGAAGCAGCGGACAGAGCGACUGCUGGAUGGCGCUGGCUGGUUCUUCACGCCGCCCAACAGCACCACCAAGAUCAUGUACGAGGGCGCCUGCGAAACCGUCGAGCGAUGCAACGCCGACAUGACGACGUUCAAGGGUUAUCUGGCUCGCUUCAUGUGGCAGUCAACUCAGAUGGUUCCCUCGCUCCGUGAAAAGGUCGAGAGCCUUCUCAUUCCCAGCGCCAAAGCCGCCGCGGCUACUUGCACAGGAGGUCCGACUGGCCGCGCCUGUGGCCAGAAGUGGUAUGUAGGCGAAUUCGACGGCUUGGUCAGUCUGGGCUCAGAAAUGUGCGCGCUCGAGACGGUUCAGGGGCUGCUGAUUGAUGGGGCUGCGCCACCUUUAGAGGCAAAGGAUAUCAAGAAUGUGCGCGAGGCGAAUUGGAGUAAUCAGGAGAGUUCUGUGCCUCCGCCAGUACAGACGACGACAAAGCGAGGCAUUGCGGGGGAUGCGCGGCCGACACAAAAUUCUGCUGGUGCGAGAUUGAAUCUCGAAUUGAUGCCGCUGGCGGUAGUUUCUUUGGGAAUAAUCUUUGCAACCUGGGGCUUGGCUUGA
Trichoderma virens Gv29-8 is the source of this 1407-nucleotide messenger RNA. Its product is annotated as glycoside hydrolase family 76 protein. The transcript has 2 exons. The record is from RefSeq and is a predicted model, not a curated record. Bases 1 to 1407 code for a protein of 468 amino acids. Gene Ontology annotation, molecular function: mannan endo-1,6-alpha-mannosidase activity. NCBI's taxonomy places the organism in Eukaryota, Fungi, Ascomycota, Sordariomycetes, Hypocreales, Hypocreaceae. Gene Ontology annotation, biological process: fungal-type cell wall biogenesis; carbohydrate catabolic process.